Molecule: messenger RNA, 745 nt
Organism: Juglans regia (Persian walnut)
Lineage: Eukaryota; Viridiplantae; Streptophyta; Magnoliopsida; Fagales; Juglandaceae
Product: indole-3-acetic acid-induced protein ARG7-like
Exons: 1
Coding region: 304-744 (146 amino acids)
Biological process (GO): response to auxin
Source: RefSeq, a predicted model, not a curated record
UCGAUGAAAUAGACAUUUGUUUAAUGCAACAUCCCACUACAGUUUUUGGGACAUCUCCCAAUAAUAAUAAUACAACAUGCACUUAAAGUAUAUUAUUUUAUACAAGCAAUAGACAUAAUCUCGUGAUUAUCUCCAAAUUUAAGGCUACUCUUCCCCUCCUGAAAUCAUGUAUAUAAAUACCCUUCUGCUAACAGUUUCCUCAGGAAAUUCUCAACGAGCUCAAACCAACUCACUCUUAAGUACUAAGCAUCGUCUUUCUCAAACUCACUUUUCCCCACUCUUUUCCGUCACUUUCCAGAGAAAAUGUCUCCGGGGAUGGGAAAAUGCAACAGCAUCCGCCGCAUUGUCAGAAUCCGACAGAUGCUCCAGCGCUGGCGCAAGAAGUCGCUCAUCACGGCCUCGCGUGCGCCGUCCGAUGUUCCGGCUGGACACGUGGCGGUCUGCGUGGGGAGCAACUGCAAGAGAUUCAUUGUGCGCGCGACGCACUUGAACCACCCAAUCUUUAAGAGACUUCUCGUGCAGGCCGAGGAGGAGUACGGGUUCUCGAACCAAGGCCCUCUAGCGAUCCCGUGCGACGAGUCGCUCUUCGAGGAGGUCAUCCGAGUCGUGUCGAGUAACUCAUCCCGAUCCUCGAGUCUCGAAGACUUCCAGAGGUGUUGCCACGUGGAAAUCCGGAGCCAUCUUAACUUCUUGGGUGAAUCCGGACCGUUGCUUCGCGCGUCUUCUGAAAAAUCAAUCUGCUGAA